Messenger RNA from Paramuricea clavata, 6996 nucleotides. NCBI's taxonomy places the organism in Eukaryota, Metazoa, Cnidaria, Anthozoa, Malacalcyonacea, Plexauridae. The record is from the annotation of a GenBank genome assembly.
CCAUGGCACAGGCACACAGUGUCCAUGAGUAGCUGUAGACAACGAUAUUUCUUCUCAUUCCAGUUUCACAAACAGAUCAGUGGCGCAUAUUAACCUAUUAACUUCAUGUUACAUGGCAUAUAGUGGUGUCUUCAAUAUGGUGGACAUUGGUUUGAAAUAAUUGCUUUAUAAAUGGAAAAUUCAGAGACAAAACCAACACUAACAGAUAAACAAAGGGCUAGAAUUGAACGCAAUAGACAGCGUGCUGUAUUGCUGCGAAAUGCGAGGCUUACAAGCCAUCCUUAUACCAGUAAAAGUACAAACACUUCAGAAAGGAGCGAGGGUUUGCCAGGGGUGACAAGCCGAACAUUAGACACAGGGGGUGGAUUUUUGCUUGAUCUAGACGAUCACAUUGAGGCCGAGAAGGAAUUAAAUGUUGUCUUUGAACCAGGUGAAGCAUGAAAUAAAACUAUUAGUCUUUGCCACAGUUCACAGUAUAUACAUUUAAAAUGAGCGUGUUUUGGUUAAAAAUUCUGCAAAACAUGCUUGAUACAAUAAAGAUAUUCAUUUAAUUAUUGUAUAUCUGUAUGGUCGAACCUAUCCUUUCCUGUAUCUCUAGACAACAGACACCUCUCUAAUACAGACACCUCUAAUAUGGACACUUCGGUAAAAUGGACAUCUCUCUAAUAUGGACAUCUCUCUAAUACAGGGAAAUCUCUAAUGCGUCCGCAUCAGAUCGCCCUGGGGCGAUAAUAUGAUGGGCAUCUCUCUAAUAUGGACAUCUCUCUAAUACAGGGAAUUCUCUAAUGCGUCUGCAUCAGAUCGCCCUGGGCAAUAAUAUGAUGGGCAUCUCUCUAAUAUGGACAUCUCUCUAAUGUGCUCUAAAUAUUUGUAAAUGCCAAUACUAAAGGCUAAGUUAUUUCUGUAGGUCCAGAGCUCGAUGCUGAACAGCUAAGAUGCCUAGAAUGUGGAAAAUCAUUUCUAGACUCUUUCUUAUACAAACACUUCACUAUCGCAGUUUGUGAUGGUUGCAGGUAGGACAAGCGCACGGUACCACACCGGUGUAUUAGCUGUAUAAUUCUAUCCCCCCAGCUGGUACCUCAAUUGUUAGCAUUGUAUCUUUCAUCUCUGUGACUUGAGUUUGGAUUUCUGCAAUAUGCAGUUGUCUCAUUAUAAUUUCACAUCAGUCACAUGUGAGAAGAGUGCUUCCAGUUUGACUCUACCAAACACCACAGACUUUUCUGCAGGUACCACAAAUACCUUUUUCUAGCAAAAUAGUUUUGAACUGAUAGAGCUAUCCAACAUAAAUGAAGUUGGUUUAGUUUAAGCCUAAGUGUGUGAUAACUAUGUGACAUGCACUGUAUUGUUUUCACCAAAUAUAAAUUAUUUACAGGGAUAAUAAUGAUAAACAUGCAUUAAUUACAAAGACAGAUGCAAAAACAGUAAGUAAAAAUAAUCUUGACAUAUCAAGGUACAUUAAUAUGUUUGCUAACAACAUAGAUGAGUUAGCUACAGUAUAAACCUGAAUGUCUUAGGAGCCCUGCAUAUAAUUGAAAAAUCAUAUCUUAACCAUUUUAGCAAUUCCUACUUAAAGAUUGUGAUCUGGAGAGGAGAGAACCUGUACUUCGAUGCAUUGUGAAGAAAAAUCCACACAAAUCAACAUGGGGUGAUAUGAAAUUGUAUCUGAAAAGUCAGGUAAGAACAAGCAAAUUUGUCAUUGCAAUGGUCCACAGCAGUAUGUCAUAAGGCAACUGACAAACUACAGCAGCUUAUUGUACAAUGCCAUACUACAAUGCCCUACUGCAGUGGCGCCCCCCACAGACUUGCAACAAGUUGAUGUGUAUUUUUCUAAAGGUGCGAUAUUUUCUAAAUGUUCUGUGUGUGCCAGACAAGAAUCUGGACCCCAUGUUUGACAUCGAGCCUGGAAUGCCUAUCUAAUGGAUAGAAAUGUCCAACCUUCCUUCUUUCCCAAAUGCAGGUGGUUGCAAGAUCUCUGGAAAUCUGGGGAGAUGAAGAAGCGAUGGAGGAAGAAAGAGAAAGAAGAGCAGGCGCCAGAGAUAAGAAAAAACAGAAACAGUUUGAUAAAAAAGUUAAAGGUGAACACUGUUUGUAUUUAUAUACUGUGUAGGUCCUUUAUUUCACAAAUAUGUCAAAAUGAUCACGAGUAACUGGAUGGCAUGAAGAACAGUGGGAUUUUCAAAACAAUGAAAAGACAAUGGAACAUUCUGAUCACUGGAUCAUGACUGGAUGGCAUGGAGAACAGUGGGAUUUUCAAAACAAUGAAAAGACAAUGGAACAUUCUGAUCACUGGAUCAUGACUGGAUGGCAUGGAGAACAGUGGGAUUUUCAAAACAAUGAAAAGACAAUGGAACAUUCUGAUCACUGGAUCAUGACUGAAUGGCAUGGAGAACAGUGGGAUUUUCAAAACAAUGAAAAGACAAUGGAACAUUCUGAUCACUGGAUCAUGACUGGAUGGCAUGGAGAACAGUGGGAUUUUCAAAACAAUGAAAAGACAAUGGAACAUUCUGAUCACUGGAUCAUGACUGGAUGGCAUGAAGAACAGCGAGAUUUUCAAAACAAUGAAAAGACAAUGGAACAUUCCGAUCACUGGAUCAUGACUGGAUGGCAUGGAGAACAGUGGGAUUUUCAAAACAAUGAAAAGACAAUGGUACAUUCUGAUCACUGGAACAUGACUAGAUGGCAUGGAGAACAGUGGGAUUUUCAAAACAAUGAAAAGACAAUGGAACAUUUCGAUCACUGGAUCAUGACUGGAUGGCAUGGAGAACAGCGGGAUUCAAAAUAAUGAAAAGACAAUGGAACAUUUCGAUCACUGGAUCAUGACUGGAUGGCAUGGAGAACAGCGGGAUUCAAAACAAUGAAAAGACAGUGGAACAUUUCGAUCACUGGAUCAUGACUGGAUGGCAUGGAGAACAGUGGGAUUUUCAAAACAAUGAAAAGACAAUGGAACAUUCUGAUCACUGGAUCAUGACUGAAUGGCAUGGAGAACAGUGGGAUUUUCAAAACAAUGAAAAGACAAUGGAACAUUCUGAUCACUGAAUCAUGACUGGAUGGCAUGGAAAACAGUGGGAUCUUCAUAACAAUGAAAAGACAAUGAAACACUCUGAUCACUGAAUUGUGACUGGAUAGUAUCAGUGUUAUGAUAAAUGUUAUGCAACCAAAGGGCCCAUCUUUGGUAUUACUAAAUAACUCUACUAUUUCCAAUUUAGAGCUUCGUCGUGCAGUAAGAACAAGUACAUGGAAACGAGAUUCGUCGCAACACAUGCAUGACUUCCCAGCUGAAGGAGAAGCAGGUGGAGAGGUUUACGAUGAAGAAUCAGACACGUGGACAAAGACAUGUAGAACAUGUGGACAUGGCGUGACUUACGAAAAAAUGUAAAAUAUAAGAACAUGUCACGUGGGCGAAAAUGUAGAACGUCAAAAUUUCCAAGUACCUGUGAAACAUGUAUAAGCAUGAAUUAUGAGAAAAAUGUAAAUAUAUUUAACAAAUUGACAUCACCUGUAGAUACUUUCAUCUUUACUAUUGAUACCGAGCAGAUAUAAUGUGAAAUUGUUCUUUAAUUAGUACUUCAUGUAUAUUUACAAAUAUAAUGCAAAAGCUAUUAACAUCCCUUGCAUGCAGACGAAAUAGAAUGACUAGUUACGAUUGAUCAUUAUUUGUCAUGAAGCCUAAUUCAAUCUCAAGUUUAAGUCAAAUAUCGCGCUACAACUGCCGAACCCAAAUGUUGCCUGCUCAGCAGGCGGUAUUAGACGUAUUAGGACUAAAGCGUGGUUUCUAUAUGGUCGUAACGGUCGUAAAGAUUGAGUCACGAUCUUCUCAUCAGCCGAAAUACAACAUUUUAGAACAGAAAAUGCACGGAGUGAUUAUAAGUAGAGAAUACUUAUUAUUUAUAUGUGGUUUACAGGUAUAAACUAUUAUAAACUGACCGUUUAGAAAGAUCGCGUCACUCUAUAUUUACGACCAUAUGGAAACCAGGAUCUGAAAGUUCGGCUCUACUUUGAUAUCCUUUAUCUGGUUAGCACUAUUUUCCAUCCAGCAAACCGCCCUAUCGAUUUUCUAAAGUCUUUCUUUUUGGAUUUUCUCUUAUUAAUUCGGUUAGAAUUAGGGUUGCGGUUAGGGGUUAGAGUAGGGGUAGGGUUUGUUACAUAGCCAUUUAACACCUCUUCCAUUUUCCGAAAAUGACGUCAGGUCAGUUUGCUGGAUGGAAAAUAGUGCUAACCAUCCUACACAAACUAUUAAUAUUUGAAUGAAAAAAAAUAACUGAAGGCUGACUCUAUCAAAACAACACUGAACCUAAUCACGGAAAAGAUUAUAUUAUGGAAUGUUUAGUCGUUUAGCCUUUGGGGGUUAAUAAAAUGAUCUGAUAUUAUCUUAAAAAUCUAUGGAAGACAGGUCUAAAGUACUAAUUUAUGUGCAAAUUUGUGGUUUCCGGUAUUAAUCUCUUAAUAUAGAUUCCAUAUCCAGCAAUUAUCUAUCAUGUGGGGAUGAGAACACAACAAACCAUAUAUAACAGAUAGUUAUUGAUUCUAAUUGUUAUUCUAAUAAAUUAUUAACAUUUGUAUUUGUAGCAAUUUUACACACAAAAUACGUACAAUGCAUCGUAUAAAAGUCUACGUUCUAAGUCUUAUCAGCACAACUACAACUAUACGUUUACAAAUACACGUUACGAAACUACUUUACGUCUAACCCAAAAUAGACAAACUACGUCAGUGGCGAGAGAAGAAAAUUCAUGAUUCAAUCCUCAAUCGCUUUGGCAUUUAAUUCAGACCCUAUUCAGUGAACCAAUUUUGUCUUCAGUAAAAUAUUACCUAUUUACCUUGUAACUUUCGCCACAAAGUCCAAACUAUCGUAUAGAUUACGAAACGAAGUCGUUUGUGCAUAGGAAGCUAUUCAAGCUAAGUAAACAAAAUUACUUGGCAGAAAUGGACAAAAUUAAUAUUUGAGUCUCUAACUUGGAUUUCACUCAUAUUUCAAUCAAAUUUUAUCUUCAGAAAAAUAUUUAACCCUUCCGACCUUUGGCCGGCAUGGCUAGCAUAAACUGAAAGUAACACGCAUGAAUACGAAUUAAAAAUUCAACAAUCCCGAUUAGAACAGAAAGCUAUUAAAUUAAAGUAAACAAUGUACGUGGCGAGAAAUCGUAUAGCAAAAUUCUGUCUUGGAUAAAACCUAGCCAAACCCACAACAUCGAUAACCACCAUUAGACACUUCUGUUCCAGCGCUAAGUUCGACCUUGUCAUCUUCAAUAGGCAACGCAUCCUUAUUCUCUCCUAAUUGCUCAACAAGCUCUUUUGCCAUGAUAUUGAAAACCUUAUCAAUAUUUGUGCGAUCUUUUGCACUGGCUUCUGUGAACGAUACUCCUAAUUUCUCUGCAUAAACACGAGCAGUUUCGUAUUCCACUUCUCUCUUGUUUAAUAUAUCACAUUUAUUCCCAACUAGAACUCUAUUGACAUCGCUAGCAGCGUAACGAGAAACUUCCUGUAGCCAAUUUUCAAUAUGAAAGAAUGUUUCGCGAUCAUUAACAUCGUAGACUAGCAUAAUACCAUGAGCACUUCGAUAAUACGCUGUAGUUAAAGUACGAAACCUCUCCUGGCCUGCACUAUCCCAUAUUUGCAGUUUAAUUUGCUUGUUGUUGAUCACCAGUGUUCGUAUUUUAAAAUCUACACCGAUUGUACUUAUGUACGACUCUGAGAACGUAUCGUCUGCAAAGCGAAGCAGGAUGCAUGAUUUUCCAACGCCAGAAUCCCCGAUUAAUAAUAAUUUAAACAGAUAAUCGUACUCCUCGUUCAUUUUAAGGCUGAUACUUUCUUUAUUUGUCACUUGGUAGGGCUUGUCUGAGCUCAAAAAUACGCAGGAUCUGUUAUCGUAGAUGAGGCAAUGUGUUUAUAACAGGUCGAAAGGAAGUCUUUGGCAGUAAUUUACAUACGCAGUAGGUUAAUGAAGUUUUCCUGAAGUAAUACGACACUAGGUUUGCCGACUCUUGUCGGGUCUUAGUUCAAAAAGCAAGGCAAGUAAAUUUGGUAUAAAACGAGACAAUUAAAUGAGGUAUAAACGUUUUCACAAGAGAUAAAGCAAGCUUUUGCCUGGCAGGAAUUUACAUCCAGUUUACAAAUGAAACUUUUCUAAAGUUAGGAAACCAAGUCUGACCGUUCUUGGCUUGGGUUACUUUGCGAUAUAAAGAUAAACCACGCACACUUCCCAACAAGUAGAGCAAAUCUGUAGAGUCAGUAUUUCCUCGAGCAAUUCACAAACUGAUACGAAUUUCUUGGCAGUCUUGGCCUUUAUAGAAUACAGUUCAUGUAGAAUAUCUCUUUCAAUCUCCGAGCAUUAAUACACUGUGCAUGUCUUGCUUCUUGGGCUUGGAGUUCUCAAAUUUCACUUCAAUUUUGAUUUCAAAGAAUUGCGUUGUUGUUUCUGCUUACGCCUUGACUUUGUAAUUACGUAAGAUGAAUCAAGUGUCUUCAGACUUGAAUAAUGAAAUAGCAAAUUUAUUGUACCGUAUCAAAUAUUUGCAUACCAGUGAUAGGCUAUAGCCUGUCCUUUGACCAAUACCUUGCGGAAACGUUGCUUAAGGAAGACUAGAAGGUCACUAAUCUCCACUUCCUUCAGCUAUACCUUGUUAUAUAUCUCUCAGUGAAGUAUUAAUAAAGCUUUGUCUUCUUAUAUCAGCUUACAUCAACCAACUCAUAUUGCCUUUGAUUGAUCAGGUCUUACAAAUAUGACUGCAAAAAGCCCCCAGUUCUCCCAGUGCUAUUAACAAAAUCCUGCCAAGUUCAAUUAUCGUUUUUAUGUACAGUACAAUAAUUCUCUCUGAGGUCUUUGAAUCCAAAAUAAUUUACAUAAACAGGCAGCGUGUUAUGAAUUUUCAAUUAAACGAAUUUGUUUGUUCACUGCCAAUCACCUGUUCAGUUUGUGGUAAACAAUAUAUUGCAAUGAUUGAUUAUUUGCAUUGAAAACGAACAAUAUCAUAAACACCAAUGAUGGUCACGCGCAUAAAUUGA